GGAACUUACAAGUUUGCGCAAUGAUGUUGAUGUGAUAAACACAUAAACAACAGCUGAAGGAAGAAAGAUGGUCGGUCAAAAACAGCUUUUGUAGUCCUAGCAAGCAGGUGACGCCAUACUGAGUGUUGACAGCAUCAUGAAGUACUCCAGUGACGUGUACUUUAUCUAUCAUCAGGAUGAUAAAGAAUUCAUGGAGGUUUUUGAGAAAUUACUGAAAUCUAACGGUCUGUCUGUAUGGGAUGGGGAGACAACACAUGGAAAGGGUUUGAUCGAUUCUAAGGUCGUGGUGAUUGUAAUGAGCACCAGCUCCACCCAGGACAGACGCUGCGAGGACGAGGUAUCGCUGGCCUAUAUAUCAGAUACUCCCAUCUUCCCGGUGACGAAACAGACCUUCGUUGAGCUGGAACGUACCCUCUCCUUCUCUAUGAAAUUGAUCUUAGCUAAGAUCAACUGGAUGUUCUUUGAGACUGAAGAGCAGCGAAAGACAAAUUUCGCAACGCUGCUGUCGUCAAUCUCGUCCACCCUGGAGCAGGUAACCAAGGAACAGGACCAGCAGGAGGAGCAGGACGAAGAUGAGGACACCCCUAAGGUUGUAAUGGUGAAUCUACACCACAGUCGGGAGCUCUGUCCAGGGGCUGUUUUCACAAAGCAGUCAAAUUCAUCACAAGACAAUUUUUCAGUAUUGCCAUGGUGAUUUCCAUUGUGACAUCACUCGUUAUUGUGCAACUUUGAUUGAUUUGCAGUUAAAAUCAAUCUUAGGUCUUUGUGAAAUUGACCCAAGGUCCACUUUUUUUUAAGAGCGCUGUUUCUGACUGCUUCAUUGUUUUUUGUUUUUUAAGUUUAUCCUUAAACCCUAGUCACACAUAAGGCAGAAUGUGCUGGAAAUGCCAUUGGAAUGAAAAUUUGUUGUAUGUUCCUGGAUGUUCGAAGUGCAUUCUGAACUUUCUGACUGCAUUCUGGGUGCAUUCCAAAUAGUCGAGCCCAUUCUUGUGGCCGGUCAGAAUAUUUUGCUCUUGCUAAAAACAUUCAAAGUCAUUUGAAGUGGAGCAACAAUUGAACGGCAUUCUAAGUGUUUAUUCUAACUGCACUCUGAUUGCAUUCUAAAUAUUCUUAUGGCAUUCCAACAGCAUUUGAGACAUUCUGAUCGCAUUCAAGGGAAAAUUAAAAUCAGCUGUUGGUCCAGGGGUCCAUAAUCAGUGGUGGUUGGGCUUAGACUGAUGAAAAUGCUAGAUUCGGCAGCAUUUCUUACCCUAAGGGGAACCUUCGCAGUACAUUCUUAAUGUUUGUGCUGCUAUCGGUUUGAACUUGUUGACGUUCAACCACAUUUAGUGGGCAUUCCAGAGGAGUUCUGACUGCAUUUGAGGUGUAUUCGAACAUCAUUCCUAAAAAGCUUGGUCAAUUUGAAAUUCCCUCGCGAAGAUGACAUGAGUUUUUAAAAUUCUUCAUUCCGGCUGGUUCUUUUUCAUUCCUGCUGAUUCUGAAAAAGGGUGACUGGGGCUUUAGAAUGAAUAUACCCUUUGAAAUACCAGAGGGCACUGUUUUCAAUACAGAUGAAUGAUCAACAACAAUUACUCUAUGGCCCUUCUUAAAACCAAACUUCGGCUAUGGAUUCGUCUUGAGGCUCCAUUCUCUCGUCUCAAGCCCUGAGCGCGAAUACACAAAGCACGUGCAAUUGUCAGAACCAGCAGGGCCAAGCUAGCCUGAGCCAAAGCCGAAGCCUGGUUUCGAAAAGGGCCUAUGUGUUCUAUAGCUUUAUCUACUCUAAGAUGAACACUUUGGGGUGCAUAAUGUAGGUUGUAUGAAUUC
Asterias rubens (European starfish) is the source of this 1806-nucleotide messenger RNA. RefSeq lists its product as uncharacterized. The record is from RefSeq and is a predicted model, not a curated record. Lineage: Eukaryota; Metazoa; Echinodermata; Asteroidea; Forcipulatida; Asteriidae. Bases 137 to 694 code for a protein of 185 amino acids. Gene Ontology annotation, biological process: signal transduction. The transcript is spliced from 6 exons.